ACUACAGCCCUAGUUCUCUUUCGUUAUGCGUUGUACAAAAGGAUGCGCGGACAUAGUCAUACAGCAGACAUUGAGUAGACAGAGCUAUGGAUAGGGAGGACAGAGAGGUGAUAGCUCCGUACUUCACGGGGAAGAACAAGGCACUGAAGCUCACUGAAGUGUUGGAGAUACUGGAGAACCCUGAUGACACACGGGCUAUAGUAACACCCCCUGCUCAACCCCAUGGAGGAGACGGGUACUUGUACAGGGUGGAGGCAGACUCGGCGGAAGAUUCCUGGGAAAAUGACAACUACUACUUCAAGCACAAUGGUUCUCGUGAACAGCCUAAACCUUCACCCAAGGUUCUCAAGCAGGACUUCGUGGCUUAUAAAAGUGAUGGCACCACCACCGAGGCUUUUAAACGACAGGCAUACAACUUGCUCGAGGGAGACGUGAAAUAUAUAUUAGUACACUACAUUGGGAAAUGCACAGUAGCAUUAUCCGAUCCAAAAUAUGAGAAGCGUUUGAAUACAGCCCUCCACCAUGAAUCCCAGAUAGUGAACAGUUACGCGAUAAUAGCUGGUUCUGGAGAUGAAGAUGGUGGAGAUUGGGAGACCAGGGAUAUGGAAUGUGAUCAUGAUCGUGCAAAUACUAACUCUCCUACUUUCCUGGCUUCCUUAGAUGAAGUUAGCUCAAGGAAAAGGACACAUGACCCUGAUAUGGUAAAUCGUGUGAAAACUCCUAAACGUUCAGAAAACGAACAAGUAAUUGAAAACAAUUUGAUAGACAUCAUAACCACCGAAAGUGUUAGUCAUCAACAUGAUGAAAGACCGACCAACCUCAAGUCACUCACCGAAUGUUUGCUGAACAAACGUACUCAUAUCGUUAUCGCAAGACGUGUGUUGAAGCAGGCAAAAUACUGGGAGAAAAGCACCAGAUUUCCUACCUUUGACAGUCCAUGUUUAUCAUUAAUCGCUGACAUCGACUGUAAAUGGAGAAAUGACCUCACAGAAGUCAGUGACAGGUUGAAGUGGUCACGACUUAGCCCGGAUGUUCUCGGCGAAGACCAGUGCAAGGAUACGUAUCACAGACUGGUAUCUGCUGUCAUAGUAGGUGCAUAUCACAUGAAGACGGACAUCACAGAGUUUGUUGACACCCUCUAUAUGUACCCAUCACAUGUGAUGGGUGACAACGCCUUAACAGAUGACGACGAUGGGACGGAUCCUCAGAUGUGCAAGGUGGGGCCCCACAACAUACAGAGGAAUCAUCUCCUCGAUCAAACAGCAUGGCUUGGCGAUGAGGUGAUGAAUGCAUACAUGCAUGUCCUGAAGACCACGUGGAAUAGGAUCCACAGCCGCCACUGCGCUGUACUUGAUUCCUUCCUUGUCAACCAUUGGGAGAAAGACGAGUAUGACGUGCACCCCUGCAAGGAGGAACUUGGAACUUACACGUGGAUCCUGAUGCCAGUGAACAUGCCACUGAAUCAACACUGGGUGCUUCUGGUCGCCAAUGCCCAGGAUGGAACAGUGGGCGUGGUCAACUCUAAGCCUGUCCUUGAUGUAGGGGACAAACUUAUACAACAUUGGAGAAAAUAUACACGCUGUUUGAGGAGAGGUGAUGGGUCAGUGAUCACAUGGACAAAGACAGAAUAUCCAGUACUGAGUCAAAGUGAUGGACAUAGCUGUGGCGUGUUUGUGAAUAUGGCAGCAGAAGCUGUACUAUCGGAGGUGCCUCCUAGUGUCAUGAGAAGCUGCCACACUGUCUGGUACAGGAAGUACAUCUGGCGCAGGUUGCGAGAAUAUGCUGGUGAACAUAUUCCGCCUGAUACUGACACACAUAUGCUUGAGUCUCCAUGUGAAAAGCUGACAAAUAAUCCAGCGUCAACGAAUGCCAGAGCGUUUGCGUAUACAAUAGUCAAUAUGUCGACCAGCAUAGAUGAUACGAGAUACAGUUUGCAUAAAGCAGCCAGCCUCGGUGAUAUAAGACGCAUGCACUUGUUGAUAGACCAGGGGGAGGAUGUAGCAGGUACCGAUGACCGAGGAUGGACGCCUUUGCACUGUGCCUGUGAAAACGGUCACGUUGAAGCUGUCUCUGAUCUGGUUUCCAGGAGGACGGGCGACGUACAAAAUAGAGCUCAACUUACAUUGUACAAUCCUGUCUUAGGAACGGAGUAUACGUAUCUAGCAGGAGCAUAUCCACUCCACAUUGCUUGUUUAAAUGGACAUGAGAAUGUAGCGCACAUUUUGAUCAAUAGCGAGGCAAAUGUUGACGACAAAAGUGAAAAUGGAACAACAGCUCUUUUUCUUGCUUCUAUUAACGGACAUGAAUCUGUAGCCGCACUUCUGAUCAAGAAUGGUGCAAGUGUUACAGCUGAGGACGAGGGCGGAUGGACGGCACUAUAUGUAGCUUGUCAGAAUGGACAUGAAUCUGUAGCCGCACUUCUGAUCAAGAAUGGUGCAAGUGUUACAGCUGAGGACGAGGGCGGAUGGACGGCACUAUAUGUAGCUUGUCAGAAUGGACAUGAAUCUGUAGCCGCACUUCUGAUCAAGAGUGGCGCUAGUGUUACAGCUGUUAAUAAGAACGGACAGACGGCACUACAUCAAGCUUGUCAGGAUGGGCAUGAAUCUGUAGCCGCACUUCUGAUCAAGAAUGGUGCAAGUGUUACAGUUGAGGACGAGGACGGAUGGACGGCACUAUAUGUAGCUUGUCAGAAUGGACAUGAAUCUGUAGCCGCACUUCUGAUCAAGAAUGGUGCAAGUGUUACAGCUGAGGACAAGGACGGAUGGACGGCACUACAUCUAGCUUGUCAGAAUGGACAUGAAUCUGUAGCCGCACUUUUGGUCAAUAGUGGUGCAAGUGUUACAGCUGAAGACAAGUACGGAUGGACGGCACUACAUCGAGCUUGUCAGGACGGACAUGAAUCUGUAGCCGCACUUCUGAUCAAGAGUGGCGCUAGUGUUACAGCUGUUAAUAAGAACGGACAGACGGCACUACAUCAAGCUUGUCAGGAUGGGCAUGAAUCUGUAGCCGCACUUCUGAUCAAGAAUGGUGCAAGUGUUACAGUUGAGGACGAGGACGGAUGGACGGCACUAUAUGUAGCUUGUCAGAAUGGACAUGAAUCUGUAGCCGCACUUCUGAUCAAGAAUGGUGCAAGUGUUACAGCUGAGGACAAGGACGGAUGGACGGCACUACAUCUAGCUUGUCAGAAUGGACAUGAAUCUGUAGCCGCACUUUUGGUCAAUAGUGGUGCAAGUGUUACAGCUGAAGACAAGUACGGAUGGACGGCACUACAUCGAGCUUGUCAGGACGGACAUGAAUCUGUAGCCGCACUUCUGAUCAAGAAUGGUGCAAGUGUUACAGCUGAGGACAAGGACGGAUGGACGGCACUAUAUGUAGCUUGUCAGAAUGGACAUGAAUCUGUAGCCGCACUUCUGAUCAAGAAUGGUGCAAGUGUUACAGCUGAGGACGAGGGCGGAUGGACGGCACUAUAUGUAGCUUGUCAGAAUGGACAUGAAUCUGUAGCCGCACUUCUGAUCAAGAGUGGCGCUAGUGUUACAGCUGUUAAUAAGAACGGACAGACGGCACUACAUGUAGCUUGUCAGAAUGGACAUGAAUCUGUAGCCGCACUUCUGAUCAAGAGUGGCGCUAGUGUUACAGCUGUUAAUAAGAACGGACAGACGGCACUACAUCAAGCUUGUCAGGAUGGGCAUGAAUCUGUAGCCGCACUUCUGAUCAAGAAUGGUGCAAGUGUUACAGCUGAGGACGAGGACGGAUGGACGGCACUAUAUGUAGCUUAUCAGAAUGGACAUGAAUCUGUAGCCGCACUUCUGAUCAAGAAUGGUGCAAGUGUUACAGUUGAGGACGAGGACGGAUGGACGGCACUGCAUGAAGCUUGUGAGAAUGGACAUGAAUCUGUAGCCGCACUUCUGAUCAAGAGUGGUGCAAGAGUUACAGCUAAGGAAAAGGACGGAUGGACGGCACUACAUGUUGCUUGUCAGAAUGGAGAUGAAUCUGUAGCCGCACUUAUGAUCAAGAAUGGUGCAAGUGUUACAGCUGAGGCGAAGAACGGAUUGACGGCACUACAUCUAGCUUGCCAGAAUGGACAUGAAUCUGUAGCCGCACUUCUGAUCAAGAAUGGUGCAAGUGUUACAGCUGAGGACAAGGACCGAUGGACGGCACAACAUGUAGCUUGUCAGAAUGGACAUGAAUCUGUAGCCGCACUUCUGAUCAAGAAUGGUGCAAGUGUUACAGCUGAGGAGAAGGACGGAUGGACGGCACUACAUCUAGCUUGUCAGAAUGGAGAUGAAUCUGUAGCCGCACUUCUGGUCAAUAGUGGUGCAAGUGUUACAGCUGAGGACAAGGACGGAUGGACGGCACUAUAUGUAGCUUGUCAUAAUGGACAUGAAUCUGUAGCCGCACUUCUGAUCAAGAAUGGUGCAAGUGUUACAGCUGAGGAGAAGAACGGAUCGACGGCACUACAUCUAGCUUGCCAGAAUGGACAUGAAUCUGUAGCCGCACUUCUGAUCAAGAAUGGUGCAAGUGUUACAGCUGAGGACAAGGACCGAUGGACGGCACUACAUGUAGCUUGUCAGAAUGGACAUGAAUCUGUAGCCGCACUUCUGAUCAAGAAUGGUGCAAGUGUUACAGCUGAGGAGAAGGACGGAUGGACGACACUACAUGUAGCUUGUCAGAAUGGACAUGAAUCUGUAGCCGCACUUCUGAUCAAGAGUGGUGCAAGUGUUACAGCUGAACACAAAGACGGACGAACGGCAUUACAUCAAGCUUGUCAGAAUGGACAUGAAUCUGUAGCCGCACUUCUGAUCAAGAAUGGUGCAAGUGUUACAGCUGAGGAGAAGGACGGAUGGACGGCACUACAUCUAGCUUGUCAGAAUGGACAUGAAUCUGUAGCCGCACUUCUGGUCAAUAGUGGUGCAAGUGUUACAGCUGAGGACAAGGACGGAUGGACGGCACUAUAUGUAGCUUGUCAUAAUGGACAUGAAUCUGUAGCCGCACUUCUGAUCAAGAAUGGUGCAAGUGUUACAGCUGAGGAGAAGAACGGAUCGACGGCACUACAUCUAGCUUGCCAGAAUGGACAUGAAUCUGUAGCCGCACUUCUGAUCAAGAAUGGUGCAAGUGUUACAGCUGAGGACAAGGACGGAUGGACGACACUACAUGUAGCUUGUCAGAAUGGACAUGAAUCUGUAGCCGCACUUCUGAUCAAGAAUGGUGCAAGUGUUACAGCUGAGGAGAAGGACGGAUGGACGACACUACAUGUAGCUUGUCAGAAUGGACAUGAAUCUGUAGCCGCACUUCUGAUCAAGAGUGGUGCAAGUGUUACAGCUGAACACAAAGACGGACGAACGGCAUUACAUCAAGCUUGUCAGAAUGGACAUGAAUCUGUAGCCGCACUUCUGAUCAAGAAUGGUGCAAGUGUUACAGCUGAGGACGAGGACGGAUCGACGGCACUACAUCUAGCUUGUCAGAAUGGACAUGAAUCUGUAGCCGCACUUCUGAUCAAGAAUGGUGCAAGUGUUACAGCUGAGGACAAGGACGGAUGGACGGCACUAUAUGUAGCUUGUCAGAAUGGACAUGAAUCUGUAGCCGCACUUCUGGUCAAUAGUGGUGCAAGUGUUACAGCUGAAGACAAGGACGGAUGGACGGCACUACAUCGAGCUUGUCAGGACGGACAUGAAUCUGUAGCCGCACUUCUGAUCAAGAAUGGUGCAAGUGUUACAGCUGAACACAAAGACGGAUGGACGGCAUUACAUCGAGCUUGUCAGAAUGGACAUGAAUCUGUAGCCGCACUUAUGAUCAAGAAUGGUGCAAGUGUUACAACUGAGGACAAGGACGGAUGGACGGCACUACAUGUAGCUUGUCAGAAUGGACAUGAAUCUGUAGCCGCACUUCUGAUCAAGAGUGGCGCUAGUAGUGGCGCUAGUGUUACAGCUGAGGACGAGGACGGAUGGACGGCACUAGAUCUAGCUUGUUUGAAUGGGAAUGAAUCUGUAGCCGCACUUCUGGUCAAGAAUUGUGCAAGUAUUACAGCUGAGGACAAGGACGGAUGGAAUAAAGAGUAA
Messenger RNA from Haliotis rufescens (red abalone), 6056 nucleotides. RefSeq lists its product as uncharacterized. The record is from RefSeq and is a predicted model, not a curated record. Lineage: Eukaryota; Metazoa; Mollusca; Gastropoda; Lepetellida; Haliotidae. The transcript has 10 exons. Gene Ontology annotation, biological process: proteolysis. The coding region runs from base 87 to 6056 and encodes 1989 amino acids. Gene Ontology annotation, molecular function: protein binding; DNA binding; cysteine-type peptidase activity.